Molecule: messenger RNA, 1400 nt
Organism: Cyprinodon variegatus (sheepshead minnow)
Lineage: Eukaryota; Metazoa; Chordata; Actinopteri; Cyprinodontiformes; Cyprinodontidae
Product: presqualene diphosphate phosphatase-like
Exons: 2
Coding region: 171-677 (168 amino acids)
Source: RefSeq, a predicted model, not a curated record
UAAAGCAACAAAUAUGGCGGUUCGCUUCAACGUACUUUGACGUGACAGUUAUCAACAGAUGAGCUAAAGGGAAUCUUUGCGAAGGUGUCAACAUUUUUCAUCGUGGUGUUUUUAUCUGUUUCCUCUUUCUUGACUUCUGAGGUCUAAAAAAAAUCAUAAGAGAGAAAGCAAUGCCUUCUCCUAAGGCUAAAAACGCCGGCCGCAGAGACGGAAGCCCGGUUCUCGGCAGCUCCUUUGAGUUCGUGUCGCUGACGAAGCCGCUGAACCGGUCCUCCUCACCUCACCUCCUCCAGCGACAGGGCUCCGACCCGAACACCGCCCGCCUCCGGGCCUCGGAAAGCCCCUCUCGUCGCAGGGGCUCCGGGUCCUCAACGGGCUCUGCGAGCGGCCAGGGGCCACCUGAGGAGGACGGAAUACGACUCAACCCGUCCCUUAUCGCCAUCUCCCUCAGUUCCCUGCUCGCCAUUGACCUCUGGCUGUCCAAGCGGCUCAGCGUCUGUGCCUUUGAGGACUCCUCCUGGGGCAGCGCGCGCCCACUGAUGAAGCUGAUCGAGAUCUCCGGUCACGGCAUCCCGUGGCUGGCAGGUGCUGCUUACUGUCUGUAUAAGAGUGACAGUGCUGCAGGACAGGAAGUCAUGCUCAACCUGCUGCUGGAUCAACUAAAUAUGACUACAUGAAGACAAAACUUUUUUUUCCUGAAAAUCAGUGAAAGAAAUGCAACAAAGAUCAAACCUUGAUGCUGUUUUGAGGAACGUCCCUCCAGGUCGGUUCGAGAGACAAGAGAUGCAGGAAACAAAUAAUCAUUGACUUUUCUUACUUACGUCUGGUACAACCAGAAGAGCAAAGACUAUAAACAACAAAAGUAAACUGGACGAAUAUAUGCUGCUUCAACCAUUAAUAAUUUUAAGCACAAUUAAAACUACCUCAUACUAAUUCAUAAAAUAUACAUUAUGCCAAAGUAAAGAAUAUGACUUUUUUUUUCUUUUAUAUAUGAAUUUAUUUGGGCGUAAGAGUUCUUACUAAUUUUAAAACCUCUGUUUUGUGUUGAUUAAGAGCAGAAAUGGCAUUUUUUAAAAUAAGUAUAACAUGAAUUGGAUCAAAAAGGACGGUAAAUGUCCUUUAAAAGCAAAGUCUUACCUUAGAGUGGCCUUUUUUUAGGUUGUUUCCAUUAGCAUUUUCCUAAAAACGAAUUGCUGCAUUCCCAGCUGUUUCGUAAAAGUCACCUCAGCACUGCAUGAAUAUUUUAGCACUUUAUUGCUGGAGGCACAUCUUAAAAGCUCCUCUACCAACUGCUUUUCAUCCACUCUCACUGGAAUUAUAUCAUCAACACUGUGGUCUAAUGGUGGUUCCAUUUUCCCCAGUUAUCAAUAUGAAAUGUCAUAAACUCCACAGUAAAUGCU